This is a messenger RNA of Oikopleura dioica, 1086 nucleotides long. Lineage: Eukaryota; Metazoa; Chordata; Appendicularia; Copelata; Oikopleuridae. The record is from the annotation of a GenBank genome assembly.
AUGGCGACCACGAAUCCAGUUCUUUCCGAGUCCUCAGAUGAGUUCUCUGAAGAAGAAGAUCCCGCAAUGACCAUUUUGAAUCAAGAAAUUGCCCGUAAAAUUGCCGAGGAAAAGCAAAAAGCCGAGGCUAGAAUCAAAAGAGCGAAGAAAAAUGCGAACAUCUGGGCAGAUUGUAACCCGAAUAAGACGAAGCUGAACUUGAUUCCAAAGCGAUUCGAACAUGAUGGAACUUUAUGCAGAGACAGCCGGGCGCACAUCAUGGAAACUGUAAUGGUCGCAGUGAAAUCUGAACCUGAGCCACAGCCGGAGACGGUCACACUAGAAACAACCCUCGAUUGCGAAGACGGGAAAUACAGUGGCAUCGGAGACCUCAAAAGACUGUCAGAAAUGCUGAGAAACAAGUUGUUCUACGUAGAAGCCGACUACCACUAUUUCCGCAAGAGCCGCGAUUUUCCACUUCUCAAAGUGAAGACUCAACUCUUGCUUGAUCACCCAGAAGUUUUCCCUGAAGGGUACAAGCCAAGAAGACAAAAACGAUCCCCUCGAGGAAGGCGCGGCGGAAAGCUGGAAAAACAACGAGCAAAAAGACUGAAGUACGGUGAUUUCAGCGAAGCCAUUUCCCGAUCUUCACAAACUCAAAGAAAGAGACCUCUCGAAAGAAAGAAGCCAGACAUGGUGGUGAUGAAAAAAGAAUGGAUGCCGGAGAUCGACGAUCCGAAGCUGAAAUUCAUCGCUUCUCGAGCAAGACUAGUCACUUUGCUGAGAAAGCAGCGGUUCAAGACUAAAGAUGGCUACCACUUGUUCGACGCUUCGGGAGUCUUUCCAAAGUUGAGGAUAAAAUCAUCCCUCAUUCCAGCAGAUUUCUUCCAGCCUUGUUCGAAUACCGAUUUCAUAGGCCCCAUAAAAGACGAGAAAAAGCCUGUGUCGACCAAACGAACCUCCUUAGAAUCAGCAACUGGAAGCUCUGGUACAUCAGCAAUGGCAAUACCCGAUGAAGAAAAGUAUGAACUGGAAAGAUACCGAAAACUGGGAAUAAAGCUCGACAUCAAGAAGGAAAACGGGAAAACUAUCAUUGAUUAUUCAUAG